AUGCCCAAAAGUCUCGUGGAUUUUUAUUACAUGUGGAAAACAACUGAUCAUCAUGUCCAACAAAAACGAAUGAAAGCUGCUGAGGCUGAGCAUCGCCUCAAGCAGGUAUACAUUCCAAACUAUAACAAGCCGAACCCUGCCGUUUUAUAUCCUCCUUCUGGGAAUCCAGGUGUGCCUGAUAAUCCUCCAAAUCGAUGUGAAGGUUGUCAAGCCUUAAAUUCUGCUCAGUGGUAUGCACUAGGUCCUCCAACAUGUCUCUUAAAGGUAUGCAGCAAUUGUUGGAACUACUGGAAGCGCUAUGGUGAUCUCAAGGCGUCUUCUAUCCUUUCUCGCGUAAAUGGUACUCAGAGUAGCGGGAACUGUCUUUCUGAUCUUUCCUUUACUUGCCCCGUCAAACCCUGCUCCGAAGAGUUCUCCUCUCGCGUUCAUCUUGCUCAGCAUUUAGAAGCCUUCCACCAGCAUAUUGGUAGUCAUUUAGCCGACGAGGUUCAGCCUGGACCGUCCUCUACGACACAUCCUGUAUCUGACACUUUUUCCGUCUUGCCUACAGAAGCUAUUACGACAACACCCUAUAGCUCUACUUGUGGCCUCGCUUCGGUAUCUGCUAGCCUUAUAAAGUCGCGGGGUGCAACCACUAGUUUUCACUGG
Protopolystoma xenopodis is the source of this 648-nucleotide messenger RNA. NCBI's taxonomy places the organism in Eukaryota, Metazoa, Platyhelminthes, Monogenea, Polystomatidea, Polystomatidae. The record is from the annotation of a GenBank genome assembly.